AUGGCUGGCUUCACUCAACUCGCACUCUUCUGCGUUGCGGCUAUGCUAACUGCUUCGCCAUUCACGGUGGCGCUGCCAUCGACCAAGAGUAGUGGUGAUCCCCUGACCGCUGCUCAAGAGUUUGUUGUCGACGCUGCCACGGCUACAGACCAGAUAACAUUCUCGCAUUGCACUCCGGCCCAGGAGCGGACCAUCAGCGACGCCAUUCCAAUUGCUCAACGCUGGGCCCUCGAGGCGGUGACGUACCUCAACAACAUCGAUGGGAAUGGCACGGUAGCCACCGACGCUAGGUACAAGAUAUGGUUUGGCGAGUACACGCCAGCGCGGUUCAAAAAUGUGAUGAUCCGUGCGGCUGCACUCCGGACGGCUCAUUUUGACCACUGGACGUACGAAUGCACCCCGGACUGCGGGCUGAUGUCGGCACUGACGCACGCGUUCGUCCUUCGCGCGACCCCGUCCACCGUCAAUCUAUGCCCGCUCUUCUGGAAGUAUGACGCCGACGAAAGGGCGGCGACACUGAUCCACGAGGCGAGCCACUUCAGCCCGGCGUGGGGCGAGGUUGGGACGAAUGCGUAUACAUGGGAGUUCUACGGCGCGCGGCUCGCACGCGUUCUGGCGCAUACAUCCCCCGAUCGAGCUAUUGUAAACGCGGAGAACUACGCCUUCUUCGCGAGGUAUAGAGUUGGAUGUGAGGCACCCGGGAGCUGUGCAAUCCUGUGA
Molecule: messenger RNA, 720 nt
Organism: Pleurotus ostreatus (oyster mushroom)
Lineage: Eukaryota; Fungi; Basidiomycota; Agaricomycetes; Agaricales; Pleurotaceae
Exons: 5
Coding region: 1-720 (239 amino acids)
Molecular function (GO): metalloendopeptidase activity
Source: RefSeq, a predicted model, not a curated record